Molecule: messenger RNA, 3881 nt
Organism: Asparagus officinalis (garden asparagus)
Lineage: Eukaryota; Viridiplantae; Streptophyta; Magnoliopsida; Asparagales; Asparagaceae
Product: pentatricopeptide repeat-containing protein At5g27270
Exons: 8
Coding region: 78-3263 (1061 amino acids)
Molecular function (GO): protein binding
Source: RefSeq, a predicted model, not a curated record
CUCCUCCUCAUCUCCAGACUCCAGCGCCCGUUCUCAAAACCCCUAGAAAAACAAGCAAAACCCUAGAAAUUCUCUCCAUGGACUCGAUCAGAUCCCCGUUCCUCGCCCCCGUUCCCUCCUCCCUCAAAGCCCAGACGCCCCAAACCCGUCAAAAUCCCCAAGCCUCGCUCGCCGUCCGCUCCCAUUCACUCUCAGCGACGGAAACCCUAACCCUAGAAACAACAAAAAACCCUUCAAGAAGAACCUUUGUCCGACGCACGACGCCCGCCGCCUCAUCCACUCCCAGCGCCCAGUACCUCCGCCGCCUCCGCCGCAACCAGGGGCCCCACGCGGAGGCCCCCCGGUGGGUCCGGAGAACCCCCGAGCAGAUGGUGCAGUACCUUGAGGACGAUAGGGAUGGGCACGUGUACGGGAAGCACGUGGUCGCGGCGGUGAAGACGGUGAGGGGGCUCGCGGGGAAGAGGGAUGGGGAGUGUGAUAUGAGGGAGGUGAUGGCUUCUUUUGUGGGGAAGCUGAGCUUUAGGGAGAUGUGUGUUGUGCUUAAGGAACAGAGAGGUUGGAGGCAGGUGAGGGAUUUUUUUGGGUGGAUGAAGUUGCAGCUUUGCUACAGACCUAGCGUGAUUGUGUACACCAUCAUUCUUAGGAUUUAUGGCCAAGUUGGAAAGAUCAGACUUGCUGAACAGAUAUUUUUGGAGAUGCUUGAAGCAGGCUGUGAACCAGACGAAGUUGCCUGUGGCACUAUGUUGUGUGCAUAUUCUAGAUGGGGGCGUCAUAAAGAUAUGAUGCUGUUCUACUCUGCUGUGCGUAGGCGGGAAAUUUUACCGUCCAUUGCGGUUUAUAAUUUCAUGAUAUCUUCUUUGCAAAAGAAAAAAUUACAUGGCGAAGUCAUCAAGUUAUGGAAAGAGAUGCUAGAUGCUGGAUUGAAACCUGAUAACUUCACUUAUGCAGUUGCUAUAGGUUCAUUUGUGAAAGAGGACAUGUUGGAAAAUGCUUUAGAUGCCUUUGUGGAAAUGAAAAAGUCUGGAUUCAUUCCUGAGGAGGAUACAUACAGCCUUUUGAUCAGCUUAUAUGCUAAAAAUGGCAGAGAGGAUGAAGCUUUACGACUUUAUGGAGAGAUGAAAUCUCAAGGCAUCAUUCCGAGCAAUUAUACUUGUUCUUCACUACUGACGCUGCAUUACAAAAAUUCUGACUACUCCAAAGCUCUGUCACUCUUCUCAGAAAUGGAGAAAAAUAGGACUGUUCCUGAUGAAGUGAUCUAUGGAAUACUCAUUAGGAUAUAUGGAAAACUUGGUUUAUAUGAUGAUGCCGAACAAACUUUCGCAAAUGUUGAAAAAUUAGGCCUCCUCACUAAUGAGAGGACAUAUGUGGCAAUGGCUCAGGUCCAUCUUAAUGCUGGAAACAUUGAGAAAGCUUUAGAUGUUUUGCAGCUCAUGAGAUCAAGAAAUGUCGAGAUAUCGAAAUUUGCAUAUGGUUUUUUGCUUCGAUGUUUUGUUGCCCAAAAAGAUGUUGGUUCAGCUGAAGUUACACUCAAUGCUCUAUCCAGGUGUGGUGCUCUAGAUGCAGUCUGUUGCAAUGACUUGCUUAAUUUGUAUCUUAGAUUGGGCCUUUUGGAGAAAGCAAAGGCUUUAGUUACACAGAUCAGAACAGAUCAAGUUCAAUUUGAUGAAGAGCUGUACAGGACUGUUUUGGAAGUAUUCUGCAGAGAGAGGAUGAUAGCUGAUGCUGAUAAAUUGAUAGAAGAGAUGGAAAAUAUUGGGAUGAGCAAGGAUAAGAUUAACAUGACAUCUGUGAUGUCCAUGUAUGGAGAAUGUGGAAGGCUUAGACAAGCCGAGAAUUUGUUCAAGGCAUUAGAAAAACCUGAUGCUGCAGCAUGUGCUAAUAUGGUCUCCUUGUUCUUGGACUAUGGCGACAUGUAUAGAACCAAAGAACUACUGAAAUCUCUAUUGGAAAUGAGUCGUGGCUUAUCAGUUGCUAGCCAACUGAUCAUAAAGUCUGUUAGGGAAGGAGAUGUUGCUAAAGCCGAAUCAUUGUAUCAUCAGUCAAUUGAGCUAGGUUUCCGACCCGAGGAUGCAGCAAUUGGUUCUAUUAUUAGUUUUUACGGCCGGAACCAGCAGCUAAGGAAAGCCUUGGAAAUAUAUGAAUCUGCAUCAAACUUUUGCCCAGCUGGAAAACCAGUUUAUAUUUCUAUGAUAGACGCCUAUUGCAAAUGUGGCAAAAUUGAUGACGCAACCCACCUCUAUAAAGCAAUGGUUGGGCAAGGGCAUGUUCCAGAUGCCGUCAUCAUCAGUGUUCUAGUGAAUGCUUUGAGUAAGAAUGGUAAAUAUCAGGAGGCAGAAUGCAUGAUCGAUGACAGUUUCCAUGGAAAUAUGGAACUUGAUACUGUGGCAUACAACACAUUCAUUAAGUCAAUGCUGGAUGCAGGUAAAUUGCACUCUGCUGUGAGCAUAUAUGAUCGCAUGAUAACAUCAGGUGUCCAUCCAUCUCUUCAGACAUAUAAUACUAUGAUUAGUGUAUAUGGACAAGGAGGGAAAUUAGAGAAGGCCAUUGAGAUGUUCAGCACAGCACAGAGUUUGGGCCUAUCACUUGACGAAAAAGCAUAUACCAACAUGAUUAGGCACUAUGGAAAGGCCGGAAGAAGUCAAGAGGCUUCUCUAUUAUUUACUAGAAUGAAGGAGGAGGGGAUAGAACCUGGAAAGAUUAGUUACAAUACCAUGAUUAAUGUAUAUGCCACAGCUGGACUCCACCAUGAAGCUGAAAAUCUCUUCCGUAGCAUGCAAAAGGAUGGUCAUUCACCUGAUUCCCUCACAUAUGUUGCUCUCAUCAAAGCUUACACUGAGACUCAUAACUACUCUGCAGCAGAGGAUAUUAUCCGUCAAAUGCAAAUGAGAGACCUCUCCCCUUCUUGUGCUCAUUUCAACCAACUCAUCUUCGCCUUUAUAAGACAAGGCACCAUUCGCGAGGCAGAAAGAAUCUACAACCAGGUGAAGCUGAGUGGACUAUCUCCUGACUUAACUUGCUGCAGAACUAUGAUGAGGGGAUAUCUAGACUAUGGGCUUGUGAAUGAAGGCAUUCUCUUUUUUGAAAGUAUUAACGGAUUCAUAAAACCUGAUGGAUUUCUCCUAAGUGCUGCCAUUCAUCUUUACGAGUUUGUGGGCAAGGAAACUGAAGCUGGGAACGUUCUGGAUACUAUGAAUAUUGAAGGGCUCUUGUUUCUGAGAAACCUGAGGAUAGGUUCCAAAUGUAGAACACCUCAAAGUCCAUAGAAUUUUCCUGUAUGGUUGAUUUGGGAGCUUAAUUUCUUGGAAAGAUUGGUUGCAACUUUUUCCAAUAAGAAAAAAGGCACCAAGUUAUGGCAAGUAUUCACUACCUAAGUGAAAUCAAGAUGCAAGCAAAUGCAAAAAAGAGAACUAUGGAUAAUUGUGGGUAUCUGCUAUCAACAUGCAUGAUAAGUUUUUCCAUCAUCAUGCAGAUGCUAAAGGGUUGUAUUACAUGUCAUUCCGGCUGCGUAUGAAGAUUUAGUAUAGAUCAUGGAUGUGAAGUAGCCAGUUUGUACUGUUACUGCCAGAAUUCAUAUGAGCGCAUAUAGCAAUGUCUUCCUCAGUGUCUGCAAGAUGGUUCUUAGCUCAACGUUACAAAUAUGGGAGGAGCUUAUCAGUGGAUGACAUUCUUUGAAUGGCAAGGGUCUCAAAUCUGAUUGCUUCCUUAGGGAAAUAGAAUUGUUAAGGAAAUGAAGAUCUGGACAAUCUUGGCACUUCUGUAUAUAUUUGUUUUAUUCCAUGUAACCUCAUUUUAAAGAGGAUUCUAGCAAACCCGAGAAAAAUUUGUACCUGUUGAGGAGUAAUUUGUUUGCCAAUAAAUUUAUCAGGCUUCAGAUCUCAUUA